Molecule: messenger RNA, 911 nt
Organism: Brachypodium distachyon (stiff brome)
Lineage: Eukaryota; Viridiplantae; Streptophyta; Magnoliopsida; Poales; Poaceae
Exons: 2
Coding region: 308-622 (104 amino acids)
Source: RefSeq, a predicted model, not a curated record
CAGCUCACUAGCUCAGCCGUGCUUGUUGCAAGAGGUGGGAGGAGAGAGGCCAGUCUACCAUUAAAGAAAAAGAAAGGAAGAGGGGAGAUGGCCUUGUCGUGGCCCCCCUCAACACAGCGAUUCCGAACUUGCAGAUGGAGGGGAGGGGGUCCAAACUGAAGUCAUUUUCUCUCCCUCCAGCCUCAACUCAACGACGGCAAAUUCUUUCUCCUUGUCAGCGCAAACAAGGAGGCACUGCAGCUCCUACAGCAGCCCACCAGUCAUGCAUCUCUCUGUUUGAUUCAUUGAUCGACCCUAGCUAGCUAAAAUGCCAUCGUCACCAUCUUCUGGGUCCCCGGAGAUCACGAGCUUCUCGUCCGAUUCAGAGGAAUCGGCGCCCAUGAUGAUGAUCCACGGCGGGUUCCUCGUGCAGCUGGUCUCAAGGGAUGUCUCUGACGGACUUCUGGGCAAGUUCGCGGACACCAGCGAGUUCGACUUCGACUACGAGAAGAGCGGCCUCUGGUCGCCGCUGGUGCUGCGGCCCGAGGUCCUGCUCCUCGCUCAGGCGGCGGCGUCGGCCCGGCGACGGCAGCGGCGGUGGCGCUGGCGGAAGCGGAGGAAGAUGCUUUGCUGCUGCUUCUGAAGAUGGUGAUAUUCGUCUCGUGCAUGUGUUCAUCUUCUGGAAAGGAAAAAUUCCUUGUGGUUUCGUGUAUCUCCGUGUGUACCUGACGAUGAUAUCAACGUAGUUGCAGUACACGGCUUAAUUUGUGUGGUUGAUCAUGAAUUGAUGAUCCUGACUAGUACCCUGUGUCCGCUGUAAUUACCAUUUGGAUUUUGUGGGAUCUGUACUGUCGUUCCACCUGAUAUUGUUCAUCUGCUGUAUCUACUCAUCCAAAACAAAUCCACGGUCUCGUUUCCUUGUGAUGGUAUUA